GCAGCAGCGCAGAGGAAGAGACAAGGCUGCAGCAGGAAAAACACAACUGGAAAGGGCUGAAUACCGUCACGUCGACAAACAAACUUUGAAAAUUAGUGCAGUACACCAACCAACCGGACCCACUCAUAGAAGGGAUUCGCAAACAAGACAACCCCUUCAUUAAGAAAUCGACCUGCACCAUUUUAUGAGCACCGCCUUAUUAUAAAAGAAUGUAAAAUACCGACUCCUUCCAAUAUUGUGUAUUCUACCACAGCUGUUGUUUGUACACACCUGUCCAGAUGCAUAUUAUAGUAAUUAUUGAUGAUUAAAAAUCUUUUAUGUUUCAUACACCUGUAUGUUUUAUCAUUCUAGUUGCAGUAAUGAGAUUAAUUGGGGCGUGGUCACCUUUGUUGCUAUAGUAACCUAUAAACAGUCUUUCUCCUGCGCUUGUGGGUGUCCCCGGUUUCUCGGUCUAAAGCAUGAGUAGAAAGGAAGCGAAGGAUGCCCCGGGCGGAGCGGCCGCUGUCAGCAGCAAGCUAGCUCCGAGAAGUGAGGUGGGAGGACGGGGGGACGGGAGACCACGAGACGCUGUGGCAGCCGGGAGUGGUGCUCGAGGGCUCCCCGCAGGCGCUGGAGGAGGAGGAAGAGCUAACGCCGGCGGAGGGCGGGUCAUUCGCUACAAGACGUGUCUGCGGAACACCAUCGGAGACGUGCUGCGGGCGCGUGGUUGGCAGGAGGCGAAGGAGGGGGAGGGAGACUGGGAUUUCUACUGGUGCGACGUUGCGUGGAUGAGGGAGCAUUUCGACGGGACGUAUCUGGAGGAGCACCAGAGGAUCUGCCACUUCAGAAACCACUACGAGCUUACCAGGAAAAAUUUGAUGGCAAAGAAUUUGAAACGAUUGCGGAAGGUGCUGGAGAAGGAGUCAACAGUUGAGGCGGCCAAAUGCGAGUUUUUUCCCGCCACUUUCGAGCUCCCGUCCGAGUACCACAUCUUUGUCGAGGAGUUCAAGAAACACCCCGGCACCAUCUGGAUCAUGAAACCUGCCGGGAAAGCACAGGGGAAAGGAAUAUUCCUCUUUCGUAAGCUGAAGGACAUCACGGACUGGAAAAAAGAAGACUACUUUCGUCGAGAUGAGGAGAAGAGUGAUAAAGAGCCUCCGGAAACCUACGUGGUACAGAGAUAUAUUGACAACCCUUACCUCAUCAGUGGCAAAAAGUUUGACAUUCGAGUGUAUGUCUUGGUGACUUCCUACUCUCCACUGAAAGCCUGGCUGUAUCGCAGCGGAUUUGCUCGAUUCUCAAACACCCACUACUCCCUUAGCUCCAUCAGCGACCAGUACGUACACCUCACCAAUGUAGCUAUCCAGAAGACAGCACCUGAUUACGACCCUGAGAAAGGCUGCAAGUGGUCUCUGCAGGAGCUCAUGACGUUCCUGGCUGCACGACACAGCCACCAGGUAGUCCGACAGGCGAGGCAGCAAAUGGACCAAAUCUACAUCAAGAGCCUCCAGAGCGUCCAGAAAGUCAUGAUAAAUGACAAACACUGCUUCGAACUGUACGGUUUCGAUAUUCUCUUUGACGAGAACCUCAAACCGUGGCUCAUCGAAGUGAACGCCUCCCCCAGCCUAACGGCGAGUAGCCCCUCUGAUUACGAGCUCAAGUUUGGCCUCCUAGAAGACAUGCUCCACGUACUGGACAUGGAGGGGAGACUGAUCGGGAGGGAAAACGUUAAGAGAGUCGGUGGAUUUGACUUGAUGUGGUGUGAUGGACCAGUUGCCUCUGAUGAGCUAGCACUAAACUGUGGCCAGCCUCUCAUGUACACCACCAACAGCUUCCUAGGUUGCUAUAACGAUAGAGAGCAGCAACUGAAACAGCUUUUCAAUCUAUCACCCUUAGCUCAGUUGUGA
Geodia barretti is the source of this 1886-nucleotide messenger RNA. The record is from the annotation of a GenBank genome assembly. Lineage: Eukaryota; Metazoa; Porifera; Demospongiae; Tetractinellida; Geodiidae.